Molecule: messenger RNA, 2300 nt
Organism: Myotis davidii
Lineage: Eukaryota; Metazoa; Chordata; Mammalia; Chiroptera; Vespertilionidae
Product: mesothelin-like protein
Exons: 15
Coding region: 1-1986 (661 amino acids)
Biological process (GO): cell-matrix adhesion
Cellular component (GO): cell surface
Source: RefSeq, a predicted model, not a curated record
AUGGCGUCCGAGGUCUCCAUGUUGGACACAGGAUCCCUGGGCAGACCUGCGCUGGACCUCCCACGCGCCCUGGUGAGCCGCGGCCUCAUCCUCUGCAUGUGGCUCACUACUCACUGCGCUGGUGCCCAGGCUGAGGGCUUCUCCCAGGAAGGGCUGGAUGCCAGUGCCAACACCUCCCUCCUGCAAGGCUUCCGCUGCCAGUCAGCCAGCCAGCUGUCCCGGGACCGGCUCUCAGCUCUGAUCAGGAGGAUGGCAUCGCAGCAGGUGCUCCUCAAAGCCUGGCAGCUCAGCUGCCUGGCCAACCUGGCCGCCCUACAUGGCCUCCAGAGUGACUUUCCGCUGCACCCACCUGACCUGCUGCUCUUCUACAACCUGGGGCACGUAAGGGAAGCCGACUGCCGGGCCUUCACCGGCCGUGCCGCCCAGGGUGACACCGAGCUGCUGGCCAACCUGCCUGACCAGAGGGCCGCCCUGCAGCACUCCGCCUUGGCCUGCCUGGGGGUGUCCCACCCACCGCGGCUCAGCGCCUCAGAUCUGCUGCUUCUCGGGGUCCUGGUGUGCGACAUGGAGGCGUCCAGCAUCGUGGCCUCGGACCCCCACGUGCUGCAGAACCUGCAGCGCUGCCCCCGGCUGACCCCUGCCCAGCAGGCUGCUCUCAACACACUGCUGACCAGCGGGAGGACCGUGCUUGGGCCCCCUAUCUCCUGGAACCUGGAGGGGUUGCAGGCUCUGGGACCGCUGGCCACCUACAUCAGCUCCAGCCUGUGGAUGCAGGUGCAGGAGGCCGUGGGCCUGGACUUCUUUGGCAGCAUGGUGGCUGCAUGUCGGGCAGGGCGGCUCAGCCAGCGUGACAUCAGGCCCUUCGUCACCAGCUUCCUGGAGGCCAAGGCCAAGUUGAUGUCCUCACGGCCCAAGCGGGGCACAGCCACAGGGCGACCCUGCAUCCAAGGCAACAUCACGGCGGCCACGCUGCAGGAUGACCUCUUCCUGCUUCACUACGACUGCUCCCAGCUCGAGUCUUGCCUGGGCAGCCGAGUGCUCAGGGCCAACGUGGACCGCUUGCUGCAGCACCCGCUGCCUACUGAGUGUCAGCGCGUCGUCAAGGCCAAGUUGGCUCGGAUCUACCCAGGCGGCAUCCCGGAAGGGCAGCUCCGGCUCAUCGCCUCGCUGGUCUACCUGUACUCUCUCGUGGAGAUCCGCCAGUGGAACAUCACGUCUAGGGACACCGUCAUGACCCUGCUGGCCUCGGACGUGGCCCUGGAGAACCAGACGGAGGCCAUCCUGCAGAAGUUCCUGGACCACAAAGGCACCAUCACUAGCGCCCUGCUUGUGGCCAUCGGGGGCUCCCGCCUCUGCUGGAUGAGCCCCCGCCAGAUCCAGGCCAUCCGGCCCUCGGAGUUCCGGCUGGCCGGGGCCCUGGAUACCUCCUCCUGCCCUCAGAGCCGGAAGAACCAGCUCUUCCUCAAGGCCCGAGAGGCCUUCGGCAGCACCAGGCCCACCGCCGCCUACUACGACUUCGUGCGCCCCUACCUCGGCGGUGCCCCCACAGAGGAGCUGCAGCGCCUGGCCCAGGCCAACGUCUCCAUGGACAUCCACACCUUCACCAACCUGAACCCCUGCGCGCUGCAGAACCUCAGUGUCAACAAUGUGAGAACACUGCUGGGCCAGAACGUGGGGGACCUGCAGAAGGCACGCAGCCACCCGACCAUCAGCUCCUGGCUCCGCAGCCUGAACAAGUCCCUGGACGAGCUGGGCCUGGACACGGACCCCGCCAGCCCCACCAGCCCCACCAGGACUCACAGCAACACGCCCUGGAUAUCCCAUCUGACUCCCCCAGGGGAAGGGCCUGGGAAGGACGCCCCCACCUCAGGUAGCCCACCAGCCCACCUGGGGUACCUGCUACUUGCUGUGGCCCUGCCCUCCAGCCUCCUGUGGCUGCUGUAUUGGGUGCCCUGGGGCCCUGUUGGGACUCACAAUGUCCUCUGAAGACAGCUGCUGUGCUGGUAGGUGGAGCCGGACGCCAGCCCAGGCGAAGGUGCCAGCCCCAGGCACAGAAAACCUCAAACUCGCCUAGGAGCCUGCCCACACCCGGCCCCCAGGAUCUGCAGCUGCACUGAGGGCCUGGGCAGAGCUGUGACUACGGGGUCACCGGCCCCUGCCCACUGCGGGAGACAUGCCCCACCCUCUGGUCUUCUUCAGGACAAAGAACUGGGGCUGGGAGCGGGCUCCAUGGCACGUACUCCGCGGGUUUUAUGUCUUUCUUCUUUUUGCUGAUUUUAGUAAAGGACAAGGUGGUCCUC